Ziziphus jujuba (common jujube) is the source of this 6700-nucleotide messenger RNA. RefSeq lists its product as uncharacterized. Lineage: Eukaryota; Viridiplantae; Streptophyta; Magnoliopsida; Rosales; Rhamnaceae. The transcript is spliced from 4 exons. Bases 367 to 2226 code for a protein of 619 amino acids. The record is from RefSeq and is a predicted model, not a curated record.
AAACAUCAAAGUUGAUGUAUUUCAGAAAUCGUGCUCUGAAACCAAAGCCUAGUUAUGUUUGGAGUUGAAGUUGAAGACCUGGGCGUUUCCUCCAUUCUUCACUUCAACGUUGGAAUGCAAGUGGGUCUGUGAUUUUGCAUAAUGCAUAGUGUAGGCUUAAAAGAAACACAUAGGCUACAUGUUUCUUUAUUCAAAAUGUAGACUUAUUAGAAAUCCAAUACCCAUCAAAGUCACAGGCUAAAUUCGAAAUCUAAUAUCUAAUGCACAUUGAAGUAGACGUAGCUGAGAAACAGAGGAGGAGGAUUAGAUAAAUGGUGUAAUCCAAGCCCUAGCCUAAGCCAAGCCGGGUAUUAUAGCAGAAGAGUAAUGGUAGGACCAAAGAGGCAGUUGCUUCCACUCCUCCUCCUCUCUCUCUCCGCCCUCUUCUUCUACUCCUACUACCACUCUUCUCUCACUCUCCAUGCCGAUUCCAAUCCCAAUUUCAAUUUCAAUCUGCGAUCCCAAAUUCCUUCUCACCACCCCAAUUUCAAUUUCACAUUCAUUCUUAAAGUCCUCGCCUUCAACCGCCAUGACUCCCUCGCCCGCUGCCUCCGUUCCCUCGCCGCCGCCGACUACCUCUCCGACCGGGUCCACCUGCACGUCUACAUCGACCAUUUUGACCAUGGCGGCAAUGGAUCGGCGACCAAUGCAGAUCAGAAGCUGGACGAAUCGCAUCGGAUGCUAGAGUUGGUUGAUGGGUUCGAUUGGAAAUUCGGGGAAAAGCUCGUGCACUACCGCACCCGGAACGUGGGCUUGCAGGCCCAGUGGUUGGAGGCUUGGUGGCCUAGCUCCGACCACGAAUUCGCUUUCGUUGUCGAAGACGAUUUGGAAGUUUCGCCGCUUUAUUACAAGUUUCUCAGGAGUUUGAUUGUGAAUUAUUAUUAUAAUGCAUCCAAUUAUCGUCCGUACAUUUAUGGGGCUUCGCUUCAGCGACCAAGGUUUGUUCCAGGUAAACAUGGAAACAAAAUACAGUUGGAAAAUGGAACGCGUAUUUUCUUGUACCAACUAGUUGGUACAUGGGGUCAGCUCCUUUUUCCUAAACAAUGGAAAGAGUUCAGGUUGUGGUAUGACAUCCACAAGGCAAAGGAGAUAAAGCCAUUUCUUGAGGGCAUGGUGACAACAGGAUGGUAUAAAAAGUUGGGAGAAAGAAUAUGGACACCUUGGUUCAUCAAAUUUAUUCAUUCUCGUGGCUAUUUUAAUUUUUAUACCAGUUUUUCACAUGAGAGAGCACUCAGUAUAUCUCACAGGGAUGCCGGUGUUAACUAUGGGAAAACAGCUGGCCCUGAUUCCCAUUUGUUGGGCAAAAAUUCACUUGAUUACGGUUCUCUGGAAAUGCAACCAUUGAGUAAUCUGAAGUGGUAUGAUUUCUGUUUCAGAGAAAUACUUCCGGAAAGAGUUGUUAGAAGUUUUGACGAACUUGGACCCGUUCUUAAGACAGUGCAGAAGCAGGAGACUGUUAUUUUUGUGAGCCUAUAUGAGGUACUAGAGAUGGUAACAAAGAACCUGCUCUGCAACUUUGAGAGGCUAAAUAUUGGGAACUUUAUACUCAUUGGCACUGAGUCUGAAAUCCUGUUCGAUCUUGCAAGAAGAGGACAUCCCGUGAUUGUGGAAGACAAUUUUCUGAAGAGUUUAAGAACUUAUAAGGUUGAUCAACAAGAUUCGAAUGCACAGCUGACCAACAGGAUAUUAGUUAAGGCACAUGUAGUCAAGAAGUGUUUAGAAUAUGGUUACAGUUGUUGGGUGGUGGAUGGAAACAUGCUUCCAGUUGGAAGUUAUCCUUAUUUUAAGUCUGAUCCCAUCUAUGAUUAUUAUAUUGGGAAGAGUUCAGAACUCUUCUUUGCCAAAAGCUCUUCUUCUGCUAAGAAAAUUUGGAUCGAUAGACUUAUUUCCAACGUUGCAGAGAUGGUGGACUCCUUGUUGAAUCAAAAGAAGAGUGCAAGUUUUGUGCAUAUAAUGGCAAAGUUACUGGAACAGAAGGGUGUGAUGAUUAAAAGUAUUGAUGAGACAAUUGUUGGUGUAAAUAUUGGUAGUGGUAAAGUUAAACAAUCUUCUUUAGGGGGUGAACAAAAUAUUGUUUUCUGGUCUGGUGAGAUGGGUUUUGAUUUAAUUCAGAAGAGGCUUGAAGAAUUGGGUAUCUGGAUGUUAGAUAAAGACUUGUCAUGCAAGGCUGUUGUUUGUCAUCAGUGAUAGCAUCUGUUGGUGGUCAUUACAUUUUUGUUCAUUAUUUCUUCACUGUGUUUUAUCCGUGCAACUGUUUUCACUUUCUUUUAUGUCCUGAACUUGUGCUCGUUACCUUCUUGUGCUUAGUAUUUUUCCGAGCAUAAUGGCAAUGAUUACGUCUUAAACUUUUAGAACAGUAGUACGUAUGCUUAAUUCUGAGCCAAUUACUAUCAUCCUUAUUAUUAUUACUAUUAAUUUUUUUUUUUGCGCUGGGGGGGGGAAGUUGCGGUACAGCCUCUUGUAUUUUGCCAGUAGCAUAGAAACACCUUUCAUAUUUUAAUUGUGUUGUUUUGUUACUUUUUAUUUAUUUAUUUUUGCAUGUAAAUUAAGCGCAACAAAAUAGCUGCAGUUAGAACUGAUUUUAUUUAUGAUUUAAUGGAUGAAUUAUUAUUAUUAUUAUUAUUGUUAUUUUUUAUUUUUUUCAGUAGAAACAGUUAUAGAAGUCUGUCUGAUGAUAUCCAGCUUCAAAAUAAGUUUUUGGUAGCAGUAGAUCCACAGAACCAAAAAAGGAACAUACUUGAGAACUGCCAAAAAGUUUUAAGCAUAGAUGGUUUAGUUUCUAGUUGUGAAUGUUUUAAAGUUUAGUUUUGCACUAUGAUCAGUUACUUGAAUAUUGAAGAAGAUUUUAACCGAUUAGUCCCUAAAUAUUAAGAAAAGAAACAGAUUGGGAAUUAAAAAUUGUACUUUAAGUAAAUUAGUGAGGAUUUGAGCCUGUUGGGCUAUUUUUGUUAAAUAAUUACAAAUUUUAAGCAUUUCUUCCUAAUAAUUUGUUUGUAGUGUAAACUUCUUAUCAUUUUCCCUUGUAUCUCUUCAUCUUUGGAUCAUGCUUUCAAGGGCAUUCAGACCAAUCUUUGCUGGCCUGAAGGUGGUGAAUUUGAAAAAUUAUUCAGUUUGCCUGCACCUAAUGACUCCAGAAUUGGUAUGCACAUUGCAUUAUAUUGUUACCCUUUUCCUUUGCAUGCUUAAGUAUAUACAGUAGUAUUCUAGGAUUGAUUUAUGAUUGUCACAAGAUUAGGCCUUUAGUUAAGCGGAGUCUAAGGAUUAAUGGAAUAGGCUUUUGGAGAUAAAACUUUAUUAACACUUACAGUUUCAUAUCCUAGUAAAUUCAAAUUAUUUAUUUCACAAAGAGGCUGCUAUGCCCAAUAAAGAUGCUUGUGGAAUCUGCAAUGUGCCAUUGUGAUGACAUCUACGUUACUAAGGAUGAUGUUAAAAACUAAUUGGUUGGGAGAAUACUUCACCAAAGCAAGUUGAAAUUCCUUUCAAGCUUGGCCCUUGUUCUCUUGCAGGUUGUUAGACUGUGUUUGGCAGUUACAUUAAAUACUGCUUCUAACAAACAUUUACUUCUUUGUGAAUAUUCUGAAUAUGUAUAUAUAUGUGUAUGUGUAUAUAUAUAUAUAUAUACUUUCUUUUGAUCAGGACUUUACUGGAUUGCCCGCUGUGGUUCACUUUGCUUGUACAUGGGAAUACUAUGGAAAGCUUGGUAGUGAUCCAGACAAGAUUAAUCCAUUAAUUUAUAGUUUUCUUUGGUAGAGAUUGGUUUAUGUUUUUUCUUCACACUUGAGUCGUCCUGUCUUUUAGGGUCCCUUGACAUUUAUUUAGACGUUUCGAGACAUUCUUUCGAGAUAUUCUAUAUUUUAAUUCUUUCUUUCUUUAUGUUCUUUAUAUCUUCUUUAUAAUUUCUUUCUAUUUUGUUAUUGGGAAGGCACCUUUAGCAACUAAGGAUAUCCUAUGAUCAAAUAUUUUGAUAUUUUGUUCUUUCAUGUUAGAUUAUGGUCCCUCUGAAAAGUAACCCUCUAUCCUACAUAUUUAUAGAACUCUGAGCAGACUUACAAUUAUGGACAUGGAUUGAGUUUGUCUUUUAUUUUUAUUUUAUUUUAUUUAUUAUUUAACUUUUUGCUUUUUGGGGAACAAUGGUUUUUAUGGGGAAUUGAAUGGUUUGAUGAAUAUAUAGGCUAAUCUGGAAUACCUUGAAAAGGUUGUUUUUGCCUUUUCCCUUAGAUCAUGUCACACUGCAGUAUGUUAACUUGCACUCCCCCUGAUGAGACAGAAAACCUUCCUUUUCUUCCUCCACGCCUUUUCCUUGUUUUUCGCAGUCAAGUCAAAAAGUAGUCUUCUUGUGUGAUGAUAAAAAAUGCUUGUUGUUUAGGUGGCAAUGAUAGGAGCAUACUUUUGUGCAAACAAAAUGUUUUUAUUUACAAAAGUGAGGUAAAGCCCUCUGUUUAAUCUAUAACCAUCUCUGGAUACUCAGUUUGACAUGUCAGUCUUCCAUCUGAUAUAAGGGACUCUUUUCCCUCAGCCUCAAGAGGAAAAAGUCUGCACAUCUUAUUUGCUGGAGAGCCUAGAAGAUGUCGAACCUUGUGUUUCAGGACCAAAGCAGUAUUCCCCAUGAUCAAGUUCCUUUAAAAGACAUGAAAGCUGAGUGGCAUGCAACAUGUGUGGAAAACCAGGUUAUAUUCAAGGUGAGUUCUGAACCAGCCUUUACACUGGGCUUCUCUGAAAUGUACUGCUUUACAUUUUUAAAGAUCUCAAUGAAGUAUAUAUAUUUUGGUUUUUACAUGUGUGUUCCCACUUUUUCUAUCUUAAUUUAUGAGUAUAUUAUUAAUUGGAUUUGAAAUUUUACUUAUCUAAGAAAGUUACAAUAUUAUAUUCUAAUUAAUGAAUGGUUUUAUUGUGACAAUAUAAAAUGGCGACAUUCGCACGAAAAAAAAAAAAAAAAAAAGGGUUAAAUAAACACAAUUUUUCCUUGUGUUUUUGUGUGCCACCUUCCAAUUUCCUAUACAGUUAUGUUCCAAAUGAAGAUUAGGGAAAGGUUGUAAGCUUUUCAUUCCAUGGGCAACCUGCUGGACAUAAGCAUGGUAGUUUUGUCAUCAUGGCUGUCACAAUUGUACAAACACAUCAAACCUUAGUGUCAUGCUUGGGGCUGACCUUGUUGCUAAGAAAGCAUGUGAACUAGCUUUGCUUGUUAGUUUUGAUCAUCGGGUGGAUUGAAAAGACUUCAAUUCCAACAGCAGCCGGCAGAGCAAUCAUGAAGUGAUGGCAAGGGGAACCUUUGCCAAUAUUCACCUACCAAACAAGCUUUUGAAUGGAGAAGUGGGUCAAAAUAUGACUAACAUUCUAACAGGAGAUAAGCUAUGUAUUAUCGAUGCAGCAAGGGUGAGUUUCCACUUUUCAUCAUCAUUUUUUAUAACAGUAAUAUUGUGUUCAUGGUCAUGGAAAAGUGGAUGCCUUUAUUUAAGUCUUGAGUGAAUUUGAUGCCAAAAAUUGUGGAGGCUUUAUGUAACAUUGUAUACAAAUUACAUGACACUGUCAUCUCUAUUUAGACUUCGUGUAAUCCCGUUGAUAUAAGAGACUACAUUGGUUUUCAUUGAUUCUGCAAACUGGGUUUCUAUAUAUAUUGGCAGAGAGAUACAAGGGGGAUGAGGAAGGCACCAUUUUGACAGAUGACAUUUUGAUUUAAACUGUUGUAGAUUCAAUAUGUUGUAGAUUUGGUGUAUUAUGUUAAUUAGCCUGAUUAUGAGUUGAACACAAACUGGUCAACUUUGUUUUGGUUGAACUUGAUCUGGUUUCUUGUGGACUUGAAGGUUGCUAAGGAGGACAUUGUAAAAUUGAAAGAUGAAGCAAAAGCUUACAAUAAUCACAGGCUACAGGUGCAUGACCCUACUUUUAAAGGUUCAUUUGGUAAUAUUUUUGCAGGAUAUGCCUUUUGUACAAAAGUGCUUUUCUUAUGAAUGCUAAAAUCACUUUCAAAUAGUCUUUGUUCCUUAUUUGUUAAAGGGUACUAAGUUAACGGUUUAUGUCCUUUGAAUUGGAGUAUAAGAGCGUAGCUCAAGUAAAUGAAGAUGCACUGAAACUGAUGGAGAUCGCACGUGAAAAUAUCAAAUUUAAGGUAUUUACGCAAUUCUUUUGUUUUGUUGGAAUUGUUGUUUUUAAACUUACUUGAACAGAUCUCUAAAUGAACCCAAAGAAAAAAAGAUCCCUGCAGCUAAACUACUUAAAGAGAGGAUUUUUAAACUAGAAAAUGAAUCUUGUUUGGAAUCUGAAGAAGAGGCUUCUAUUGCGGCAUGAAAGGAAGAGGCUCUUCCUUCUGCUUCAGCAGCAAUAACACAAGCCUAAAAGAUAAAAAGUCAGCUAAUAUGUGAGUUUCUUUUUGAUGCAUAUAGGCCCUAGCAUGCUAGAGGAGAAUGCAACUGUAAGUCUGCAACACAUUUAGCACUCAUUAUGUGGUUAUCACUUAGCACUCAUGCUUUUCUUCUCUUUGUGGAGAUCUGAUAGUGUAGAGUUUUAGUUCUCCAAGAAUGAAUUCUUGCCUAAAACCCAAUGCUAAAUCUUCAAUCCAAAAAUGCUAUUUGACCACCGCGACAAUUCUUUCAUACCAAAUACAUAUGUAAGAAUCCAUUUAUAAAGGUUAUUGCUCGUAUUAUUAUUAUACAACUAUUAUGAA